Molecule: messenger RNA, 1036 nt
Organism: Trifolium pratense (red clover)
Lineage: Eukaryota; Viridiplantae; Streptophyta; Magnoliopsida; Fabales; Fabaceae
Product: 26S proteasome non-ATPase regulatory subunit 10
Exons: 5
Coding region: 118-831 (237 amino acids)
Molecular function (GO): protein binding
Source: RefSeq, a predicted model, not a curated record
UUCACAUUGACCAACACAAAAUACCUUGAUUAACAAAGACAAACAAAAAACAAAAACAAAAGAGGAGGGAGGGUUUGUUUGUUUCUCUCAGUUUAUUUCAAAUCAAAGCAAAACUCCAUGGAAAUAGACAGUGAAAACAUCAAAGAGAAGGAUCUAUUCAAAGCAGCUGAAGAAGGAGAUUCUUCAAUAUUCGAAUCAUUAUCCCCUCAAUCACUCUCAAAAUCACUCUCUCUAACAAACGAAGAUGCUCGCUCACUUCUUCAUGUUGCCGCUUCUUCUGGUCACUCUAAGGUUGUGAAGAUAUUGUUGUCUUCUGAUGCGUCUGCUGAGGUGAUAAAUAGUAGCGAUGAAGAAGGGUGGGCACCGCUUCAUUCUGCUGCCAGUAUUGGAAAUUUGGAGAUAUUGGAGGCUUUGUUGAACAAAGGAGCUGAUGUUAAUAUAAAAAACAAUGGGGGACGCACGGCCUUACACUAUGCAGCCAGCAAAGGUCGGAUGAAGAUUGCUGAAAAACUCAUCUCUCAUAAUGCCAAGAUUAAUAUAAAGGACAAGGUUGGUUGCACCCCAUUGCAUCGGGCAGCUAGCACCGGGAAUUCUGAGCUGUGUGAAUUUUUGAUUGAAGAAGGAGCAGAUGUUGAUGCCGUUGACAGAGCUGGUCAAACUCCUCUAAUGAAUGCCGUGAUUUGUUAUAACAAAGAGGUAGCACUUCUUCUUAUAAGGCAUGGAGCAGAUGUGGAUGUAGAGGACAAGGAAGGGUACACCGUGCUUGGUCGAGUUACUGAUGAUGGGUUUAGAACAAUAUUGAUUGAUGCUGCCAAGACCAUGCUUGAGUGAUACAAACACAAGAGAAUGAGAAAAAAUUUCAGUAUAUUGCUAUAGAGAGUAUCCUGCUGUAGAGAAAACUAGGUUUUGCUUAAGACCUGUUUUAUAUGUUUGAUCAAUGAGUGCAUUCAAUGGCUUGCAUUUUCAUUAACCAGCCUUGAAUUUAUGUCUCUUUUCUUGUGGCAUUUUAACUGGUAUUCGAGGUUAUUUUUCCCUA